Solanum verrucosum is the source of this 2466-nucleotide messenger RNA. RefSeq names its product cation/H(+) antiporter 15-like. Bases 43 to 2466 code for a protein of 807 amino acids. Gene Ontology annotation, cellular component: membrane; endomembrane system. Gene Ontology annotation, molecular function: antiporter activity. The record is from RefSeq and is a predicted model, not a curated record. NCBI's taxonomy places the organism in Eukaryota, Viridiplantae, Streptophyta, Magnoliopsida, Solanales, Solanaceae. The transcript has 3 exons. Gene Ontology annotation, biological process: regulation of pH; proton transmembrane transport.
GAGGAAUUAAGGUGGCGGGGGGCGGGGACGAGGGAUGUUGAAAUGGGUUCACACAUGAUGGAACCAGAUGACUUAGCAACGUAUGCUAAAAUAUUUAGACAUGGACAAAAUGAUUCAUCAAUUUGCAUGUCAAUUGGCAAAAUUCAAUCCAAAGGUUCCAUCUUAUUCCAUAACGCGAACCCAUUAGAUUACUCUGUUCCUCUCCUACUCUCUCAGCUCUCCUUGGCUUCCCUCUUCAUUCUUUUCACUUCUACCGUCUUCAAACCCCUCGGUCAACCAUCUAAUGUCAUUCAAAUUUUUGGUGGCUUACUACUAGGUCCGUCCUUUCUAGGACGAAUUGAUGGAUUCAUACAACUUUUCUAUCCUUACAGAAGUCUGGUAGUUAUCGAUGCUGUUGCAUUAUUUGGUUAUAUGUUCUUCUUCUUCUUGAUUGGAGUGCAAAUAGAUCCUUGGAUUCUCAAGAGAGUUGAGAAGAAAGAGUUCAUCAUUGGUGUAUCAACUGUAGCAACUGCUCUUGUGCUAAGCAUUAGUACCUCUUUUAUUCUCAUCACUUUUCAUAUACAUAUUGAUCCAUUAGUAGCUGAAUCACUCCCUGUAGUAGCUACCAUGUCUUCUGUACUCGGAUUCCCAGUCAUCGCCCACUAUCUCACCGAGCUUAGGAUGGUCAAUUCUGAUUUUGGAAGGAUGGCACUCUCUUGUUCACUUGUUAGUAACAUGUUUGGGUUUUUAAUCAUAGCUAUCACCAGCCUCUCAAGUCAACCAUCCGUCGAGAAAUUCAUGUUUCUACAAAGUAUUACUUCUGGUAUAGGCUUUACCAUGUUUGUAUUUCUUGUUGUGAGACCUCUAAUCAUAUGGAGCACGCGAAGAAAUCCAUCAGGAGAGCCAUUGAAACAAAGUUUCAUUUGUAUGGUAUUUAUUGGGGUCUUGCUUUCUGGAUUUUGCAGCAAGGCUUUAGGACUAAACCUCUUCUACGGGCCACUAGUUUACGGUCUAGCCAUACCUGCUGGACCACCACUAGGCUCUGCCCUCGUCGAGAAGCUUCAAUUCAUUGUUUCAUGGCUCUUUAUGCCCAUCUACUUUGUCAAAACAGGUUUGGUUACUGACAUAUUUUCUGUCAAACUGAAGAAUUAUUUGGUUCUGCAAUCGAUUAUUCUCGUUGCUUGUUUGGGGAAAUUCCUUGGAGCACUUAUCUCUUCAAUCUACAACCAAGUUUCCCUCCGAGAUGCAAUCUCAAUUGGCCUCGUAUCCAAUGUUCAAGGUGUUCUAGAGCUAGGCAUGUUUAAAAUGAUGAAGCAAAAUGAGGCAAUAGCGGAUGAAGCUUUUGUUGUGUUGUGCAUAUCCCUGUUAAUUGCAACAGCAAUCGUGACACCGAUACUGAAGUCCCUGUAUGAUCCACAUAAAAGAUAUGCAGCACACAAGAACAAGAAUAUCCAGCAUAUGAAGCCCCACUCUGAGCUUCGGGUGCUUACAUGUAUACAUGAUCAAGAAAAUGUUCCUUCCACAAUAAACUUGUUGGAAGCACUUCACCCGUCAAAUCAAAGCCAUAUGGAUAUCGCGAUGCUUCAUUUAAUAGAGAUGGUUGGUCGUGCACAUCCUCUUCUCAUAAACCACAAACUCCCAUUAAUGAUGAAGCACACAAACGAGGCAUCAGCUUCAAAAAGAAUCAUCAAUGCUUUUAAAGUGUUUGAGAAGAACUUCUGUGAGACAGUAACCAUGCAUCCUUUUACAGCUAUAUCUCCUUAUGUAAUGAUGCAUGAUGAAGUUUGCACAAUGGCGCUUGAAAGGAGGGCAUCUCUCGUAAUGAUUCCUUUCCACAAGAGGUUAACAAGUAGUACUUCUUCUUCCGUGAAUCAGAAGAGGGCAUCGAAGAUGGGGAUUAAGACUAUGAAUGACAAGAUCCUUCAGACAACACCUUGUUCAGUUGCAAUAAUUGUAGACAGGUCACUUGUCAACACAUCAAGGCCAAUACUAGACGCGUGGUCAUUGUACCGUGUUGGUGUACUUUUCUUGGGAGGACCAGAUGAUAGGGAAGCACUAGCUCUGGGUGAGCGUAUGGCUGGUAAACAAAACAUUAGCCUGACAAUAGUGCGGUUAGUACUCCUUCAUGAAAGUGGUAAUUACAGCAAUAACAACACAAGUAGUAGCGAUUAUGAGACGAUACAGAAGAUGAUGGACAAUGAAAUGUUAAGUGAAGCAAGGAGCGAUAUGGCAGGAAAUUAUCGUGUCAAGUAUGUGGAGAAGUUGAUAAGAGAUGGAACAGGUACAGCUGCUGUAAUGCGAUCCAUGGAAGAUGAAUACGAACUAAUCAUUGUUGGGAGACGUCAUGACUCACAAUCUCCUCUAUUACUUGGUCUUUCUGAUUGGGUUGAAGAGUCUGAAUUAGGCCCUGUAGGAGACAUGUUUGCUUUAGCAGAUUCACAAAGUAACUCCACAAUAUUAGUUGUGCAACAACACAAUGGAGGAUGA